AUGAUGAUGGUUCAUGUACCGCUGGGGCCGUCGUAUUCGCCGGACUCGUUCUCGUUGGGCGUCGAUGCUGCUCCGCCGCGGGCCUCGCUCUGGUCGUCAUCGCUCAUCAUUCUCUCCAAGCUCGCCGGCUUGCUGGAUCUGGUGGCGGUACGACUCUCGCCAGACGUCUUUCUGGCCGAUGGCAUGGGCGAUGACGUGGUGUACGCCAAGGCCUUUGCACUCGGCCUGGAGAAGGGCCCAAACGUGGCGCCAGCAGAGCUCACCAUCGAGCGCGAGGUGGCGGCCGCUCACGACGGCGGCAUCGCGACUGCGGUCGUCUCCUUCCGCUCGCCGGUUGCCGACCUUCUGGAGGAGGAGGCCAAGACGGCGCGGGCCGAGAUCGUUGCGCCUGUGACCGGCCCUCCGCCGCAGCGGCUCGAGGAUCUGGUUGCCGGUGCCGAUGUGGUCAUCCACUGCCCAAUGACCGGCGACAUCGGGUUCUCCUUCCGCCGCAGGUCGUACGCACUGCCGCUGGCGACGAGCACCGGCGCGGUAAGCAUCAUACUGCAGAUCGCGUUCUACGGGCCGCGCCGGCCAGCGAGCAUGGGCGGGCGCUACGGGCUCCCGACCGUGGCGCAUGUGGCAUCGCAGGGCGCGGCUGUUUUUACCGAGGCCCGUGCCCUCGCCGAGUGGGCCCGCGCUGCCGGCUCCCGGACCAUCACCUACGCCGGAGUCUCGUUCGGCGGUGCGAUGGCCUCCAUGGCUGCCCUUCUUGAUCCGCAGAGCCACGCCGUGAUCUCGACCGUUGGCACCCACUCACCGGCGCCGCCAUUCUCUCAGGGCCUCCUGGCUCAAACCGUCGACUGGCCGGCCAUCGGCGGACGGUACGGCCCGGUCGGACGCGCCCUGUGGGCCAUUUCCACAGACGCCAUCCCGGCGCCGUCCACAAGUACCAGCUGCAAGCGCAUCGCCCGCAUCCUCUACGCUGCCGACGACAAGUACAUUCCCCGCGAGGCCUCAGCUUCGCUCUACGAUGCGCUGGGCGCGAGCUCAGCUACCGUGAGCCUCACCCGGGCCGCAAUGCCCGGCGGCCACGGGUGGGCCAUCAUGUGCGCCCGUCGCCGCCACGUCGCCGCCAUUGUCGACGCGGUUGCCGCCCAGCUUCAACUCGUCGACUAGCCCGCU
Messenger RNA from Thecamonas trahens ATCC 50062, 1164 nucleotides. RefSeq lists its product as uncharacterized. Lineage: Eukaryota; Apusomonadida; Apusomonadidae. Bases 1 to 1158 code for a protein of 385 amino acids. The record is from RefSeq and is a predicted model, not a curated record. The transcript is spliced from 2 exons.